Messenger RNA from Trachymyrmex cornetzi, 2132 nucleotides. RefSeq names its product zinc finger protein interacting with ribonucleoprotein K. Gene Ontology annotation, molecular function: DNA-binding transcription factor activity, RNA polymerase II-specific. The record is from RefSeq and is a predicted model, not a curated record. Gene Ontology annotation, biological process: regulation of transcription by RNA polymerase II. Gene Ontology annotation, cellular component: nucleus. The coding region runs from base 487 to 1338 and encodes 283 amino acids. NCBI's taxonomy places the organism in Eukaryota, Metazoa, Arthropoda, Insecta, Hymenoptera, Formicidae. The transcript has 3 exons.
CAUGGCCUAUACCGAUCAUGAUAUUCUCACCAUGUUCACUGAUAUUCGCGAUACAUAAGUGGAUAGGCCCACGGCGUUUCAGCAGCAUUUGAAUUAUUUAACACUGUCUAACAUGUAAUAUCGUAGUAGGCAAAAGUGAGAAUGUAACUGGAAUUGUUUUCGAUGAAUGCAGACAAAUUUGUCCGAUCCCUCGACGGUGCCGACACUGCCGACACUGCCAACGACGACUCCCCGACGACCCCGACGACAAUGCGGAAACGUUUGUUUCGCUAGAGAAGCGUCGAAAAACCGACGAGAUGAGCGUGGUAGAAACAGCGGGGCAGCACGCGGCGGGUACAUUUUCUACGAUGAUGCUGCCGCAGCGACAAUGCAGAUAUUGCAGAUAUUACUGUAGACAUCAUAGAUGUCGUAUGUGUGAUUAAUAUUAAGCAGUAAUUUCUCGAGAGUGGGUACUAAGAUAUAUCUCAAACUUCUUUACUUGGUACAAUGGCUUACGAUCCACGUAACGUGAAAUAUCCACCAAAUACCUCGCAGCGGCCCAACGUGGUUGGAUACAAUUAUUCUGGCCAUCCACCGCAGCAUUUCCAGCAAACCGAUGAAAAUCGGAAUGAAAACAAUUUGCGCAGCAGCAAAGAACUUUGUCCACAAAUCUCACAGCAGUCAUCCAGCACACAGACUGUGCAGAAAGUAGACGCUGCGACUAUGACGGAUCCUCUGCAAAUUGAUUUUAGGCUUUCCGAAUGCCUGGCACGUUGCUCUAGUACGUUAGGUUUACCAUACGCGACUAAAUAUGAGGACUGUGGUACAAAUUCUACGUAUCAAGAAGUAAGAGCAAAAAUCGAAUUUGAUAUUGAACCACAGCAUAUUAAUGGUAUGUUGGUUUACCAUUGCCCCGAGUGUGCAUAUAGAUUUAAUGAUCGGGAGGCACUUCACGAACAUCUUGAAGAUCAUAAACAGAGACCAUAUAUCUGUGAUAUUUGCGGGGCAAGCUUAAAACGAAAGGAACACUUGGAUCGUCAUAAGCAAGGUCAUAAUAAAGAUAGACCAUAUCAAUGUAACAUGUGUUGUAAAGCAUUUAAACGUAACGAGCACUUGGCACGUCAUAUGAUUACUCACUCAGGUAGCAAAAAUCAAAUUUGUACCGAAUGCGGCAAAGCUUUUUAUAGAAAAGAUCACUUGAAGAAACAUUUGCAAAGUCAUAAUAGCAGUCGAGGCAAAAAUUUAAAUAUUUCACAUAACAAUCCCAACGAUCAGCAGCCAAGCAACCAAGGAUUGAGUAAUUUUACUAUGAUGAUGAGGCAAUCUGGCCCUCCCGCACUUUCAAUUUUACGGACAUAGUUAUUACGCUAGAUUUAUGUAACGUGCGUUCAUAUCUACGUCAGCAAAUCAUUUUUACUUUAUUAUUUAGAUAAUUUUAUUCUAUAAGCUUUAAUACGCGCGAAUGAGCCUUAUCCAACAUACUCAACUUUGCGCGCGACAAGUACUUUCCUAGAGAAUUUGUUAUAUCGAUAUAAGAACCCAUGUUCCUAAGGGAGUAUAUCUUAUUGCUGUGUAUUUUGUCGACAGGUAGAUAAGAUUACGAUAAUGUUAUAUACUGUUUUUGUAAUGUCCUUUAUAAUACACUAUACGUGUAGAAUGUUGUCUGUAUAUUAAGAAUAUAUCUGUUGGCAUUUUUUGAAACUUGAACAAGUUCGGUAUUAAUUCAAAGUGAUAAAUGACAUAUUUUACUUUAUUACAUUAUUCCUGAUCUUUUUGCUCUUGGAAGAAAUCUUGGAAAAACUGCAAUAUCCGGUAAAUUUCACUAAUACCACAUACUAACAGUUACGUUAUAUUAUCGUCUACAUUGAGAUUCUGUUCUUAAACAGAAUUGAGUUUGAGAUUUAGUUUUUAUGCUUCUUAUCUGAAGCGAUAUUCUUCGUUUCUUCAAGAGAUCAAUUUACAAACGUAGGCAUUAUAAGACAAUAGAAAUAAAUCAUGAAAUGCUGAAAUGCAUUAAAUAUCUUCGUAAGCGGAGGAGAAAGGAUGUCAAUAUAAUUUGACAAUAUUACGCAAUAGCAUGUUGCUUCUACAAGUCGUCGAUUUUUCUUUACUUUUCUUUUGCUUGCAAAGUAAGGAAUUGAUAGGCAGACUGA